GUGGUCAAACCCUGAACCGGGUCAAUAUAAGCAUUCGUAUUUGCUGUGAGAAGUUAGGUUGUGUACUUUGGUAUAUUAUAUUUUUGCCAUUGGUAUUGUGGUGCUGUUGUGCAGCGUUUACAUAGUUUUUGGUUAAUCGACUGGAAACUCGGAUAUUUGCUUAAAAAACUUGGGCAGAUAUUCCAAGUUGGAUAAAGUUAUCAGAAGUAUGAGGCUACAUCAUUAGGAUUCAUGCAAGCCACUUACUUAUGCAACCCACAAACCAUCAUGUGUGACGAACAAGAUGUAAAAUUAGAAACGAUUCAGCAUUCUCCUGCAACAGAAGUGCCAAUAGUUAUGUUGCCGAAAGUUGAAGAAAUUGUUCCUUCUCUGAAGGAAACCAUGCAGAAUACUGUUGAAAUCAAAGUAGAGAAUGAUGCCUGUGGUUUGAGUGAAGAAAAUUCCAUUGCCAUAAAAACUGACGAGGUUUGCUUACCGUCAUGUGCCUUUGUGAAGACCGAACCUGAGAACUAUGUGGAUUCACUGGAAGUGGAACCUGAUUUGUAUAGGGAGAUGUGGUCACCUACUAAUGAUGGAAAUGAGAGCAUUAAUAUAAAAGUUGAGCCUGUCACAGAUAUACAAGAGGAGGAAUAUGAGGUAUCAAAAUCAUUUCCAUUUAUGAAGACUGAAAAUGAGAUGACUCUGAAUGAGCAUCAGUUCAUAGAUAGUGAGAAUCAUCCAUCUGCCUCUGAAGUAAUUAAUGAAUCAUUAAGCCGACAGAGUAAUCUGAAGACGCAUCUGUGCAUAUAUAAGGGGGAACAUCCGUAUGCAUGUGUUGUGUGUAAUAAAUCACUCUCCCAGAGAGGUCAUAUUAAGAGUAAUUUACACGUACACGGUGGAGAGCAUCUAUAUACCUGUGAUGCGUGUAGUAAAUCGUUCACGAGGCGCUGUAACUUGAAGAGACAUCUGCAGAUUCAUAGUGGCGUGCGUCCGUAUACAUGUAACGUUUGCAAUAGCAGAUUCAGUCAGAGAGAUCAUCUGAACAGACACUUGCGAAUUCAUAGUGGUGAGCGUCCGUAUACUUGCGACGUGUGUAAAAAAUCAUUCCGUGACCAGAGCAAGCUGAAGAAACAUCUGCACACUCAUAAUAAGGAGCACUUAUACGCGUGUGUCGUGUGUAAUAAAUCGUUCAGCGAGCAGAACGCACUGAAGAUACAUCAUCGCAUUCAUAGUGGGGAGCUUCCGUAUUCUUGUAAUAUUUGCAAUAAAUCAUUUAGUCACCCAAAUACACUGAGGACACAUGCGCAUAUUCAUAGCGGGGAGGAGCAGUAUACAUGUAAAAUUUGCAACAAAUCAUUUGGUCAGAGAAGUUAUCUCAAAGUACAUCUACGCAUUCAUAAUGGUGAACGUCCAUUUAAAUGUGAAGUGUGUAAUAAAUCGUUCACUGAGAAACGUAAAAUAAAUUCACAUAUGCGCACUCAUAAUAGGGAGCGUUUGUAUGCGUGCAUUGUGUGUAAGAAAUCAUUUAAUGAGCAGAACGCGUUGAAGAUACAUCAACACAGUCAUAGUGAGGAGCUUCCGUAUGUCUGUAUUAUUUGUUUUAAAUCAUUUAGUCGCCAAAAUACACUGAAGAGACAUCUGCAUAUUCAUAGUGGUGAGCGUCCUCAUACAUGUCACGUGUGUAGUAAAUCAUUCAUUGAUCGGAGUAAAUUGAAAAGACAUCUGACCAUACAUAGUAGGUAAAAAGUAUAGUAAAGCUGUCCCACUGUGUACAGGAUAGACGGUAUAGCUCAUACUCAUUCUUAACCUCAGCACUAGAUAGUGGUGAGUAGUCAGCGUCACGCCUCUGCCACACUUUACUCCUGACAAGAGGGUGGGUGCAGAGGCUAGAGGAAAAAUCCUCUGUCCCCGUCGAAGAUCGAAUCCCGGCUAUCUGGUCUGUAAUCAUCCGUUAUACUGACUGAGCUACCCCAGCUCCACACAUAGUAAAUAGUAUUCUUAUUGUAGUGUAUUUCAGUAAUUGUAUUUGUAUCCUUGAUAACGAAAGAAUGGCUUUGUUUCCAUCAGUUAUACGAUUGGUAGAAAUUUAUUCAUUGAUGUACUUGAGGCAAAUGAAAUAAUAAUACUUGAAGUAAUUGCUCUUAAUAUAUUUCAGUUUGUUGAUCUAAAUCACACUUGUUAUAUUGUUGACUUCUUCACUUGACACUUUCCUGUCUUAUAAUUACUGGACUCUGCAACCAAGCAGCUGGUUUGUCAGACUUCGCAAGUGUUUUAUACCACCGCAGAAACUGUGACUUCUGGUGUCAUAAUUUAGAAUUCGGUAGAACAUCUGAGAGGCUAGUGCACACAGCUUACUGAUAUUGUUGGAUAACGUGAAAGGGUAGAGGCCUUGCGACGAGCUGAUCACUCGACCAAGGAGUCCUACCAAAUGUGAGCGAGCAAACCAAGAAGAGAGGAAAAAAGCAUACCCUGCCGAAGCGGGACAAAUGCUAGGAGCGGAGGGUGAAAGGGGGCAUGUUUUCACUCUGCAGAUUCAUGACACUAGGCUUACAAUGUUUGUAAUAAAUUAUUCAGUGAGCAGAGUAAAUUGAAGAUGUGCCAGUACAUGACAGUGGAGAGUUACCAUUAGACUCCACUGUGUGUAAUAAAUAAUUAAGUUGGGAGAGUAAGGAAAAGUAAUAUGUUUGCACUGCUAAGUUUAAGGUAACAGUCUGAAAAUGUUACCUGGUUUCCUAGCUAAAUAUCACAUUUUGUUCCACUCAUUAAUUCAGUAUUUUCUACCCUGUCUGUCAAGUUACCUUCUUCACGAGCAUCUGUGUUUUCCUCGUCAACAUUUAUUUGAUGUUCUGUGGGAUAGACACUUUACACAGAAAUUAUCUUGUACUAUUAGAAUUUACUUAAUAGUUGGGUACAUGUAAUCUUCAAACAGGACUGUGAUUUCAGCAGUCAUGUUAAAGAAAUUUGAAAAGUUUUGGCAUAACGUGUGUAUUAUUUUCUAGGUGCAAUAUGUUAUACCAAAUAUGGUAAAUUGCCGGUCAAGAAUGGUUCUAAAUGUAAGGUUAUGUUUAAUAAACACGUUUUUAUUGAAAAGCCUUACAAAAUACCAUAUAAAGAUUAAAAUCAUUACUUAUUUUUGCAUUAUUGCUUAAUUAAAGAAUAUAUUGUAAUUUAAUAUAGUGUAACACGUGUAUUAUAUACUAAUUAUAUUUGACUACAAUAUGAGAAAUUGUAACUUCUGUACAUUACUGUAUUAUAGUCUUAAUUUUUAUGAUAUAAGGUGACUUGCAAAUUAUAUUAUAACCUCCUGGAGAUGGCCUGAGUGGUUAAAACUGGUCAGGUGUUUAAUAAUUAAGAAACUGAUGAUUUGUGUGUUUUAUAUUAUGGUCCUGUAUUGAUUUGGACAGAAUAUAAUAGCAUGAACAUUACAAGGAACUUAGAUGAAAUUAAGGGUACAUAGGUGACCAGAGAUGAAGUGAGAAGGCAUACUGAAACAAGUAGAGAAAAAGCAUACAAGAUGACUGAUUAUGGGAUCAUAUGGAGAAAUACUUAGAAGGCUGUGUUUCUAUAUGGUGCAGUAUGGCAGAAACAGCAGUGAAUUAUGUUUAUGUUGACUUGUGAACAUAAGCAGAGAUAAUAAGAUUAAAAUGUUGGUUCCUGUGACAUAUGUCCACUGUCCUCUUUCACCAAGUGUUUGCUGGAAUUUGUAUUAAUGGAAGGGGCUAUUCAGUUCAUGGAAUUUACUGAGGCAGAAUAUGGCUGACAACUUGAUUUGGAACCAUAGGGUGAGUUUGAAUGUUCCUGUGAUACUGGCCAUAUGGAAGCCACCAACCAUGCCUAUGAUAUUAGAUAGGCACUCUUUAUCUGUUGAUACCUACAUUAAAGAGGACUUAAACCUUGUGUGUUAUUGUGGAUAUACAGACGCCUCUAUCCAUGUAGGAUUUGAGGUAUUCACGGCAGUGAGUCUGAAGAUGGCUGCCUUUUGGGUUGUAUCGCCAUGUGCUGUCAGUGUGUUGGUUUUGUAAAAGGUGUUCUGUAUGAAGACAAUGUCUUGUCGUCGAUGAUGGGGAUUUUGGAUUUGUGAGGAAGUGUGACACAGUUUGUUUCAUAUAUUUUUGGCAAAGAAGCAAGAUGUUAUAACAGGUGUGUUUUCAUUAUAUUUUAAUUUUAAUAAAUCUCAUGUGAACUUCAUCAAA
This is a messenger RNA of Zootermopsis nevadensis, 4172 nucleotides long. NCBI's taxonomy places the organism in Eukaryota, Metazoa, Arthropoda, Insecta, Blattodea, Termopsidae. The record is from RefSeq and is a predicted model, not a curated record.